UUCACCAGCGUUAGUAUUACUUGAUACGUGUCAAAAUGAGUUUCAAAAACAAAGUUGUUAUAGUAACAGGGGCAAGCUCGGGCAUCGGUGCAUCGGCAUCGAUAAUGUUCAGCAAAGAGGGUGCUCGCGUGGUCAUGGUGGGCCGCAACGAGACCAAACUCUCCGCCGUGGCUGCGAAAUGUUCAUCGCCACUCGUGAUUCGCGCUGAUCUCGCCAACGACGAUGACGCUCGCAGCAUCAUAGACCAAACCAUUAAGAAGUUCGGCCAGAUCGAUAUCUUGGUUAACAAUGCUGGAAUGACGAUGGAAAAUGGUGGUAUCCUCGCCAACGAUAUGAUGAAAGCUUAUGAUAUCAUCAUGAAUAUCAAUCUCCGAGCGGUUGUUCAUUUAACAAACUUGGCUGCCCCAUACUUGGUCAAAACUAAAGGUAAUAUUGUAAACAUUUCUAGUAUUGCUGGAAUUAUGGCUCCUUUUGGUGUCGGUAUGACCAACUACUACACCUCAAAAGCAGCAUUGAAUCACUUCUCUGUCUGUUGCGCAACUGAGUUGGGCCCACACGGCGUGAGGGUAAAUGUGUUAAGUCCUGGACCGGUAAGAACAGAUUUUAUGGACAAUGCUAAAGCUGCCUUUACAUGGGAUGAUUUUCCGUCGAAAACACUCCUUAAUAGAGUGUCUGAACCGGAGGAAAUAGCAGAUAUGAUUUUGUACCUGGCAAGUGAUAAAGCGAAGUCUGUCACUGGAUCUAAUUAUGUGAACGACAACGGCAUGCUCAUUAAAAGAACUUAAUUGAGUGUUCAUAUUUAAGAAAUAUACAUUUACAAGAAUAAUUAUUACUAUCAUAGAGUUUUAAGAGUUACUCUACAUAUAUAAUAAAUAUAUAUAUUAUUGUAAGAAUAUCCAGCAAUACCCUACAUGUACCGUUUAUAGGUUCUCUGGCGUACUGUCAUACAUGCAUACAAUCUAAUCAAAGUUAUUGUGAUGUUCUCAUAGACAAUCACUUCUUUUAUUUAUUUUUUUAAUUUAUAUAGCUUUUUAUAAUUAGUACUAACUAACAUCUUGACUUUCUUUGCAAUACUCUUUAUGAGAAAACUAAUAAUAAAUUAUAUUCUAUGGCGUACUUAUAUAUUUAGACUGACUCAUAUUAAAUUCGAGUUUUAAUAUAGCAAUAUUCAGUAAAUUUUCAAAAAAAAAAAUCCUUAUCCGAGAUUUUAACUCAGAACAG
Vanessa atalanta (red admiral) is the source of this 1221-nucleotide messenger RNA. Its product is annotated as 3-oxoacyl-[acyl-carrier-protein] reductase FabG-like. The record is from RefSeq and is a predicted model, not a curated record. The transcript has a single exon. Bases 36 to 785 code for a protein of 249 amino acids. NCBI's taxonomy places the organism in Eukaryota, Metazoa, Arthropoda, Insecta, Lepidoptera, Nymphalidae.